This is a messenger RNA of Elaeis guineensis (African oil palm), 548 nucleotides long. Lineage: Eukaryota; Viridiplantae; Streptophyta; Magnoliopsida; Arecales; Arecaceae. The record is from RefSeq and is a predicted model, not a curated record.
ACCUCUUUUUUUUUUGCAUGCUAGGCCCUUAGGACUACUAGCUAGAUGAGUAGUUGAUUGUAUGUUGUUUACUUGCAUGUCUUCAAUAUGGUUAUUUGCCUUAGGAAUAAUUUCUUGUUAUAUGCAUUAUUUACUUCAAUUUCAAAGUAUUUCAAGUUACUGAUUUACAUGGUGCCUAUUGGAUACAUUAUUUCUCAAUCUGUAAUAGUGUUGUGCGCUCCAAAAUAUUUACAGGUGCAUCCAUUUUGUGUGACUAACUUCAGUGGUGAGUUUGCAUGGAAUGCAUUAAAGAAAAUUGUAUUGCCAGAACAAGAUGAAGGUGAAGAAAUUUUGCUUGUGUCUGUGCGUGACCCAUCGGGUCAUUGGGUUCAACCCAGGAGAACUGAAGAGCAGAAGCCAAAGGAGAUGAAGCCAAAGGCAAGCGAGAACAAGCCUGUGAUGACUGAGUAAUUCGAGCAACUGAGAGUGCAGUGCAUUAAUGACUUCAUUGUGCAGGAAGUAGUUUGCAUGUCUGGAUCCGUUUGAUUUUGACCAGCAAGCCUGCAGAU